AUGGUGGAGGUCUUGGGGAGCCAGAUUAGGGAGCUUCCGGCAGUGUUGCAGAGGCUGCGCACCAUUACGGAUGUACAGGAGCUGGAUGCCUACUACAAGGUUCUCCACCAGAAGAACGAAGUGGAAAGAUUGACAUUUUUUUGCCUCCCAGGUGUCAGUGCAAUACCACUGGAAAAAGACCAUGUUGAAGAAAUGGUAACACGAUGUAUAGUGGAAGUUCUUUCUAAUGCUCUGUCGAAACCAAAUGCUCCACCAAUAAAUCCUCAGUGCAAAGAGAUCCUCAAGAAGAGUGCUAGGCAUGACAGAGAAGAGAAAAAAAAUGAAAAUACAGAUGACCCACUUGAAGUAAGGCAUUUGAAAGAAACAGCAGAGGAUGAAAAACAUCAACAUGUGAGUGUGGAAGAAGAGCAAAGUCAGAAUGAAGAACAGUCUAAAAGAGACAUGGAAGGACUUGAAGAGGAGAAACGCCAUCAUGAGGAAGACAGGAGUAGGGAAGAGGAGGAGAAAUCCCAUGCUUUGGCCCAGGGUCAUCCUUCUCCUGAAGGUGGAACCUAUAAGGAGGAAAACAAUCAUCAGGAAGAAAUAAGAAGUGAGGAAGAAGAGAAGGAGAAUGGCUAUAAAAAACACUAUCACAGUGAAGAAGAAAGCAAAGAAAACAAGCAUCAUGAUGAAGACUCAAAGCAUGAGCUUCUAGACAAAAAAUCCCAUGCUGCAGCCAAACGUGUAGGGGAAUUUCUUGACAGAGAUGAUAAACGCUUCAUGGGCCAUAGGCAUUCAGAGGAAAGGGUGAACAGCCAGGAAAGUGAGGAGAAAGAAGAGGAGGAGGAAGAGGAGGAAAGCAGUGAACAGUACCAUCAUGAAUCUAAAGAACGUAGCUUCUAUCAGCAUAGAGGGCAUGAAGAAUCUGAGGAGACGGAAAAAGCUGGGGAGGAAAAGCGACGCUACAGACCAAAACAUUAUCACAGGAAGUACAGAGAGGGUGAUUUCUCUGAAGAGAAGAGAGAUAACAGUGGUGAAAAAAUGGAAUCCAGUGAAGAGACCCCUUUAUGGGAUAAAAGGAGCCAUUAUCAGAAGCACCGGUAUGAAGAGCCUGAGCAUCAUCAUGAGGAGAAGAGGGGUUCUCAUGGGAGACACAGUUCUGAAGAAGUGGAAGAAAAGAGGCACACUGGCCGUGGGAGUGAAGAGUACAGAGAGAGGUGGCAGGGUGAAGAAAGCAGUGAAGAGGUAGACAAGAGGCAUCACCACAGUGAGGAAAGCAAAGAAAAACGGCAUGAGGACAAGAGGCACCAUGGUGGAUCACAUGAGGCAGUAAGACACCAUCAUGAAGGAAGGACACGUCACGGUGAAGACAGUGAAGAAGACCUGGAUAAGCACCAGACUCAUGGCAACAGGAAUGAGAAGAGGCAUCAUAGUGAAGGGAGACACCACCUGCAAGAGAGUGAUGAAGAGGAGGUCCCAGAUCUAUACAGCAGAGAGAGUAAAGGGCAGGCAAGGCACUAUGGCACUGAGGAGAGGUCCAGUGAAGAGAAAAGGCACUAUCUUGGAAACAGCCAGGAGGAAGAAGAAAUAGAAAAGAGUCUUCACAGUGAGGAACAAAAACAAUUUGAUGAAGACAGUAUGGAGAAAGUAAGGUAUGGGGAAAAGGAAGAGUAUAAGAGCCAUCUCCCUGCAGAGACUGAGAAGAAAGCCACAACUUCAUAUGGCCCUUUCUACCCACGUCUCCAGUGGAAAAGCAGGCAUUUGGAAAAAAAGGACAAUACAAGAGGUCAGAUUCGGGAGAGCGAAGAGGAAGGCAGACCCACCCUGAGCAAAAAGAACUUCUUUCCUGAAUAUAACGACUAUGACUGGUGGGAGAAAAAGCAACUUCUGGAUAGCCUGAAUCGUGGGCAUAGCGAGAAAAGGAAUCUGGGAAAGAUCCGCAAAUUUGAUAUGAAGAGGCAAUACAGCAGAAUGGAUCAACUUGCCCAGCUUCUGAAUUACAGGAAGAAAUCUGCUGAGUUUCCAGAACUAUACAGUUCUGGAGAAGACAUGAAAAAGCGUCAUGUUAUCCGGAGUGACAAGGGAAAUCUGAGCCAGAGGCCCCUGACAGAGGAGGAGGAAAAGGAACUGGAAAAUUUGGCUGCCAUGGAUUUGGAACUGCAGAAGAUUGCAGAGAAGUUCAAUGACAACAGGAGAGGAUGAAGAUUGUUUGUGAGUGGUGUGGCAUUUCAAAGCUAGGUGUAGCUUUGCUCACUCAGUACCUAUAUAGCUUGGCAAAUUCAUUGCCACUGAAGUGUCAUUUGUCCUAAAAAAACAGGAAAUGCAGUUUACUGUCCACUCAAGUGUAGUGAUUUAUACUGCUGGAAAUGUUUUUAAUUUGCCAUUAUGCUAUUGAGAUUUGAAUAGCAUGAAUUCUAACAUAUAACCUUACAUGCAAAGCAGAUAUUUUUAAUAUGCUUGUGCAAAUAUUUGUGUCAGUGUUCUUCAGAAAUAUUUGUCUGAGAGUUUGAAAUAAUAAAAACAUUGAUCUAGGACCAAAUCCUUCUCCUUGCCUGAUGUGUUUUGGUUUCACAAUUCUGUGGUUACUUUCAAAUAACCCAGAUCAGACAAAUAGAUCUAUACACAACACUGAAAUGUAAGUUAUGGAUAUUUUUUUAAAGGUUAGUAUAGAACAGUGUGUCUUUUUCUUUAGUUUCAAGAUAGCAAGUGCAUGCAAAAGUAUGCCAGGAGCUCUAUAAGUUGAAUCAGUUAACUCAGAAAUCCAUUGUGAAUUACUGUGGUGUAAAAUUAGCAAGGAGCUGAACAUACAUUAAAAAGAUAAGCAUACUGCAUCACUAGCUGUAUUUUGGUCAGUAAUUUUGGAAAUACACAAUGCUUUGUAACUGGUCUGUUCUGCAUUAGAUUGUAAAUGUAGGACUGGAGUAUACCCACACUUCUUUGAACUGAGGACCCACCUCACUUGGUGGUCCUGUUACGUAUGUUGGUGAGCAGCUCCCUCACCAACUAUGUUGUUUUUACAUAGCCUGCUCCACAGUGCCAGCCCCUUACUACAGUGCUCUGUUAAUCCUGUAGAGACCAGACUAUGGUUAAAAAGGGCUCCACAAAAUCAGAAGUUUUAGAUGCAGGUUCCCCUGUGAAUCAGGUGCUGAUGCUGAGUUUGGCUUUGUUCAACAGAGAUUACUUGCUCAGAACAAUGAGGAGGUUGCUAAAACCAGCUGUUUGUGAAUCAUGUGACACGAAGCAGCAUACAGAAUUCUCCCAUAAAUAGUUCUAACUACUAUGGGAAUCUUGGAUCUAGGUUAAACCAAAUGUUAGGAGAAGAAAAGGAUUCUAUUGAAUUGGCAUCUCUUUUUUCAGUGUAAUGCCAAGAUGAGGGAUGCUCUACUAACAUUUGAAUGUGCUUCUAUUUAUGUUAUAUUAUUGAUAAAUAUGAGGCAUCUGUUAUUCUUCUAUGUUAAUCAAAGUAGCCAUCUGCUUGUUAAAACAUUUAAUCUUAAAUCCAAAAUUGCAAAAUAGUUCAAAAGAGAAGUACCUAGUAAGGGUCUGAACCUCCAAACAUCUAGGCAUAUACUAAUCCCCUUCAAUUUAAUACAAACAUUUAAAGGUUUGAGUAUGUCCCGUAAAAGAUCUUGGGAAGGGAGAUAGAAGUUUUGGCUCCACUUAAAUCAAAAGCAGGUUUGUCACCAGUUUCAAAGGAGGGCAGAAGUUCACUGGGAUAGCUGUCAAAAACUUAACAGAGGCUGGAGCAUGGUUCUAGAAUGUAAAUAUCCCAACAAUAAAUACCUGGCUUGCCUACUUCUUCCAAAUCUCUUUCUUUUAAGAUGUGUAGCACAGUACAGUAACGGUAACACAACAUGCUGUUUUUGUCCCUCCUGUUAUUACAAAAGGAAAAAACAUCUUUAAAAGCAAGGGUUAUGAGCAAGUAGUAAAUUUCAGAAGCUGCCAGGAAUGUGACAAAUCCACUUUUCUAGUGUUCUAAUAUCAGGUUCUAGGUUGCCUUUGUCUAGCGCUGAAUAUGAACAGCUAAGAUGACUAUAACACAACAGUUAAAAUUCAGUGAAAUUUUGUUUUAAAAUAACAUGCUUUAAAUAUUCAUACUUACAUUUUUCAUCUACAUCAUCAUAUAUUGAAGCAUGAAACUACAACACCAAGAAUUCAGCAAGCCUGAUGAUGUUUUAGCUCAAACUUUGUCAUUUGAUUUAUAAUAAAUAUAAUAAAUAUAAUAAAGUUUUCAGCAACGUAUAUGUAUAUAGCAGGGGCAUCAAACCAUCUGGUGCUAUGGGGCUGGUCCUGGGCCAGAAUGGGACCACAAACUAGCCCUGUCUCGGGCCACAGGUGACACGUGCAGUGGCCCAGAGCACAGCUUGCAGCAUGCAUGCCCCAGCCUAGCCCAGCCUGAAGUGUGGCCUGGGGUGCAGCCCACUACACUCACCAAACCAGCGCUAUGCUCCCUGUGCAGCCACAGUAGCACAUAAAUCCAACAUGAGCCCCCAGAGGAUAGGGCUCUGCAGGCUGGAUCUGGUCAGUGGGCUGUAUCUUUGACACUCCUGGUCCAUAGAAUCAUAAAAAAUAGGGCUGGAACAGAACCUCUAGGGAUCAUCAGUGCUCAAGGCAGGAUCACCUCUCCCCCUACCUAAGUCAUCCCAGACAAAGCUUUGACUUUAGACAAACACUGUUGAAGGUUCCAGGUAGAUGCCUCUGGAAAAGCUGAGCCAUCUCUGUUGGAACAGCUUGUUGGGGCUCUGAGACCAACUCUUGUGGUAGUUCUGCUAUUUGUCAGCCAGAUUCUUCUGCUUCUGUUAUUCCACAGGCUGACAAACCUAGCAAUAUAAUAGGCCAGCAAUAUUGAAUGCACACGCUGCCUAUUCUAGUUUUAUCCCAGGAACACAAUUGCAUCGCCUGUUCAUUGCCUAUUUAUCUGCUAUUGCCUGGUGGAUGGAUGACACAGAAAACUAACAGAAGUGAACUUUUUGUGAACAAUUGCCUGCUUUUGUAUUUGAUUCCCACAGCAGAGGAUAUUCUGGUCUUGACCAAGUAUAAUUUAUUGAGGUUAUCAAAAUGUACAAUCACAUUCAAUGAGACUAAGUGGUAUACAAAUACUAUUUAGCUUGCAAAAUAUUGAUCUCUAUUUAGGCACUCUCUGUUUAAGUGCAAGCUUGACGUAUAAACUGCUAAGAGGAUCAGGGAAAUGCAGGCUUGAUGAUUAUUGAUCUCUUGUUAUUUCAAAGGCUAAAGUACUGUAGCGUGAGAGACAGCAAAACAGUCCCUAACAUUUCUUGUUGGAACAUAGAGCAAGGGAGGGGAAGGGGAGCAAGCAGAAAUUCUUCACUUCGUUUCACUUUUUAAAGUUUGUGACACCUUAAGCAUCUUCUGGAAAUUCUGUCGGAAUUCCUCGUCUGGUUGGACAGAUGAGUUUCCAGCUGAAACAGCUGUCAAUCCGUGGUGGUUUGCUGAAGUUGACAACUGUUGCAGUCCAUUUAGUUAAGCCUUUGGAAACUUUGAUGUUUGUAUUUGCCAUGUGACGUUGGAAUAUUUAAGUUAAUAUUUUCAAGUUUUAUUCUAUAAAGAUAAGACCUGGAAAAUUUUUACUCUUUUUCUAAGUGAAAGCUAAGAUGACCAGAUAAUAAUUCCAGCAGCUUGGUCUUGAAAGAAAAAAACAAAACAAGCCACAAAUAUGGCAAAUUGACAACACUGAAAACAUCACAAGAAUUGUACAAGGCACUUCAGAUGAUUGUCUUUCACUGGUGCUGAAAGCUUUCUAGAAGUUUGCUACAUUCUCAGAACACCAGGCAGCAGCCACCUUUCUACAUCCUGAUGCUUUUUUUGAAGUAGCUGAUGUGCAGUUGCCAUUGAAAUCCAAGCUGUCAGGAAUAACGAUGUUUCUACUUGGUGCUGCACUUUUGUAACAGCAGACAACAAAAAACUCUCCUGCUCAGAGACCAUGCUGAUUCUUUCAGAUUUAUCAGCAAGCAGUCUCUGGUACUAUUGACCUGAAGGUUUUUGUCAGAACCUGAGUAGGAAUAAAUUCAAUGGCUCUCAAACAGCUCCAUUUGUUUCUUCUUGAGGUUAGGGUUAGCGUGCCCAGGCCUUCCUUCUCAUGCAGAGUGCACUCCUGUUUGAUUCUGCCAACCCAGUGCCUGUAGGCAAUAGGUAAUGAGAGCUGUGAUGUUUCUAGUAUGUUAAGGACAGCUAGGUCUACAUCAGUGUUUUUCAGACUGUUUAGCAGAACCCUGGUGGUCCAUGAUAGGUCAUCAGGGGUUCCACAAUGAGACUGGGGGUAAUGGCAGAGUGGGCCAGGCGGUGGUGUGUCACCAUUGCCAGGCUCCAUGCAUUUGGGUAGGGGGUUCUGCAGCAGUAGUGAUAUGAAAGGGUUCUGUGACUUCAGGAAGUUACUGUUUCCUCAGGCCAAUACAGCUGGCUGACUUGAGCAUUCAGAGGGACCUGAAUAAUGUGUGAAUAAGUGCAUGUUGGCUGAGAUUCAUCCCAGGUGCAAAUAACAGGAAUUUUAUGUGGUUAAGUCAUUUCCAAGAGAUCAGAGUGACCACCAGCCUCAGAACCUUCUGAAUGAAACUGAAAGGCCACUUUAUUUGGCACAGGCCAAGGACAGUUUUCAGCAAGUCAUAAUUAGCAGCUGAGCAAUAGUCUUUUUUCAAGCAAGACACAAAGCCAGUGCUGUUCUAAGAUAGCUUUACCACCCCUUUGAAAAGUCAAUUAUCUGCUCACAAGCAUGGAAAACACAACCUCUCCCCACAAUGUUAUAGCAAGUGUCAAAAAUAAAUAAAUAAAAUUAUGUCCUAGCAAACAACAGGCUUGGAAUAUAUCCCUAAAUUAUGAAUGCUGGAAGACUAGUUCGUUGGCCAUCUUAACUAUUGUGGAUCUCAUUAGUAAUAAAGCUGUAAAACAAAGAUUUUUGUAAGGCAUGCAAGUGUAUGUAUAGGUGAGUGAGUGGCUGAACCAGGUCUAGAGGAAGACUAGCACAACGUGGCCAUUCUUUUUUUGCCUCAGAAAUGGCAACUUUUGCUGUGCCCAUACUAUAAACACGGAAUGUACAGAGCAAUUUCUCAUGACAUCAUUACUUGGACCUUUUCUAUAUUUGAUUCACACAUCAGUGUUCAUUUGGCCACAAAUAAAACGUUAAUGUAUUGUCGGAUGUGGAUACUACAGUUCUUAUGUUCUGCACUCACUGUCUGGGUAUAGCUUUGUUUCUACUCCAGGGGCUGUGCUAAAGU
Messenger RNA from Gavialis gangeticus (Gharial), 7208 nucleotides. RefSeq names its product chromogranin B (gene CHGB). The transcript has 6 exons. Gene Ontology annotation, cellular component: secretory granule. The coding region runs from base 1 to 2181 and encodes 726 amino acids. NCBI's taxonomy places the organism in Eukaryota, Metazoa, Chordata, Crocodylia, Gavialidae. The record is from RefSeq and is a predicted model, not a curated record.